AGCCUUCACGCUUCCGGAUUUGUCCGUCCUUAAGUCCUCCUUGCGUGAUUUGCAGUUUCGUUUCGCUCGAUGCCUUUCAUUUUAACCCCACAUUGUGGCGCUUGUAACGCUCUGUCUGUCUUCCUCGAGUGCGGAUGUUCUUGCUGGUCGUGGGUGGCGUCAGAGUGAUUCUCACUGUGUUUUACCGUGAUCAUCGUCAGUGGAAGCACAAAUGUGGUGUAUCGAGUGAUUAUGUGUUGCUGGGUCCUCUCACUGGAUCCUGAAUCCUAUUUUACUCUGCUGGUUAUAUUGGGUUUAGGUGAAAAAAUUACUCGGAAUUUAUACCGAGUUGUGCGAUUUAUACAGUGAUGGCAAGAGAAGUGUCGAGGUUUUGCAACAAGCAAGAGAGGGUUAUUGUUAUUAUUUUUCUUAUGAGUGCGACAUUGCGUUACUUUGGUGAAGUGCUACCAGCUUCUUUAUCUCUUUCACAUUUUUCAAUGAAGGGAUAAAGUGCCACAUUUAUUUGUUUUUAAUUUUUUGGUUGAGCUUCAAUUGCUGGAACAAUGUCGCGAGAUUUAUAGAGACUGGGUGUGAUUCGUACUUUUUUUUUUUUUUUUUUUUUUUUUUUUUAAAUUGUUGGUGGUUCCUGUGGUCCUGUGGAACCAUGGAAGCCAUCCGCGUGCCCGGUAAUUUUCCCAAAAGUUCUUGUGACCUAGCGCAGGGGUGGGCUUCUCCUCAACAUACUUCCAGCUGUUUGCGCAAGCACUCGGACGUUGGAACCUCUUCACUUACUCAUCCUCUGAAGAAUCUUAACUCGCAGAGUGGAAGAUUCAAAGCUGUUUUCGAGGGUGGGCGAUCCUCACAAUUUUUGAGGAGAUUCAAUAGAAAUCAACUCCUGUCAUGGGAUAGCUACACAGGACAUGGCGGUCCAGCAUAUAAGCUUGGGGCAGCUAAUAGUAGAAUUUCCGAACCGGAGAUGAAACAGGGAAGCUCAGGAAGCGUGGGUUUUAGUUUUGAACGUAAGAAUUUUCGCAGCAUUGCUUCUAUUAGGGUUUUGGGAGAGCACAGCAGCACGAAUGUGUGCAAAUCUGAUUCGUUUAAUUGGGUAUUGAAGGGUAGAAAUCGAUUUUGUUUGACUCCAAUCUGCGGCGUUGAGAACAGAGUUGCUUUGGAGGUCGUCCUUGAGGCUCCACCCCCCAACUCACCCUUACAUUCUCCUGAGGCAGCUGCAUUAGAAUCCGCCAGCUACCUUGAAUCUUUAUCAUCGCCAAGGGCAGAGCUAGGUAACAGAAGCUCCAAGGCGACCCAAACGCUAACGUCUUUGAAGAAGACAAUACUACAUUCUAGUGCUUUGACGGAUAUGAGUCCCUUCAGGCCAGGACACCUGGUUGAAUGUUUCGAAGUUGAAGGAAGAAGAAGACUUUCCGGAGAGGUGAACAUUUCAGGGGCGAAAAACUCUGCUCUGGCAGUGCUUGCCGGUGCUAUUUGCUCCGAAGGACAAGUGUAUCUGGAGAUGAUUCCUGAUCUCCACGACGUUCGCCGCAUGUUUCAAGUCUUACAAUCCGUAGGAGUCAAAGUGCAAAGAGCUUCUAGUGGGUUCAUGAUUGAUGCAAAGGAUUUAACAUCGGUAGAGCCCUGUUCGGAAGCCGUGCGGAAAUUGAGGGCUAGCUUCUUUGUGAUAGGUGCCCUUUUGGGCCGGAAAGGAGAGGCUGUUGUGCCACUUCCUGGAGGUUGUAACAUUGGGGCACGUCCUAUUGAUCUUCAUGUUCGAGGUUUGGAAGCUCUUGGUGCUGAUAUUGAGAUCAGGCAAGGUAAAGUCUUCGGUCGAGCUCUCAAUGGCAGAAAUCUCACUGGUGGCAGUUUCUUUCUGGACUAUCCUAGCGUCGGUGCUACCGAGACGCUUAUGAUGGCAGCUGCUCUCGCAGACGGCCACACCACGUUAUCUAACGUCGCUCAGGAACCAGAAGUAGUAGAUCUUGCAAAUUUUUUGAACUCAUGCGGAGCAUGUAUUCAAGGAGCUGGAACGAACACUUUAAGCAUCAGUGGUAUACGGAAACUUCAUGGCACAGAGUACUGUGUUAUACCCGAUCGGAUUGAAGCUGGAACUUUUUUAAUAGCCGCCGCAAUUACUCGAUCUUCAAUAUCCAUGAAUCCAGUCAUUCCUAAACAUUUGGCAUCAGUGAUAGAAAAACUUCGCACGAUUGGUUGUCAAAUACAAGUAACAAGGUCCGAUUCACUUCGGAUUAAUUGCGCUGAGAUGCUCAGAAGCUGCAAUGUGAAGACCCUUCCUUAUCCAGGCUUUCCUACUGACUUGCAACCGCAGCUGAUGUCUCUUCUUACCACUUGCUCUGGGCAAAGUGUUCUAGAAGAGACCGUUUUUGAGGGUCGCAUGCGUCAAGCGGAGGAGCUGCAGAAGCUUGGAGCCCAGAUAAAAAUGAGUCGAAACAUUGCCAUCAUAAAUGGCAAAGAGACUGGCAGUUUACUGUAUGGAGCACCUGUCUUGGCAACUGAUUUAAGGGCAGGAGCAGCUCUUGUCUUGGCAGGAUUGUCGGCAGAGGGAACUACAUAUAUAGAGGGAAUCAGUCACAUUGAUCGCGGAUAUGAGAAGCUUGAUCUAAAAUUGCGUCUCUUAGGUGCUUCGAUACAAAGGGCACCUUGUCUUCCUGCGGAGCUGACGCUGGAAUAAUUUGAUUUUGUAAACAUUAACUUACCCUUCUGUGUACUCAACUUAACUUGUAUUCGUGUGAACUGGGAGACAAUACUUCACCCUCAGAUAUAGCAUUGCAUCACUGAUUUAGAAUAGUUUCCCAUUAUGUUUGCUCUAUUAAGUUUGCCCUGGCGAUUUCCCUGUCCUGAGCUGCUCUCAUUUUCGUACCCACAAAAGUUUGUCCAAGUACGGGCCAUUGUGUUUUAUUUUCCUGUGUACGACUCUAAUCAUGUAGGAAUUUCUGGUUGUGAGGCUUGGAUCAAGCUCUGCAGAUCGCGAAUUUUUGACUGAAUAAAGAAUCCAUGUUUAAGUUUUCUA
Messenger RNA from Physcomitrium patens, 3004 nucleotides. RefSeq lists its product as uncharacterized. Gene Ontology annotation, biological process: UDP-N-acetylgalactosamine biosynthetic process. NCBI's taxonomy places the organism in Eukaryota, Viridiplantae, Streptophyta, Bryopsida, Funariales, Funariaceae. The record is from RefSeq and is a predicted model, not a curated record. Gene Ontology annotation, molecular function: UDP-N-acetylglucosamine 1-carboxyvinyltransferase activity.